Messenger RNA from Adelges cooleyi (spruce gall adelgid), 7128 nucleotides. RefSeq lists its product as uncharacterized. Gene Ontology annotation, biological process: regulation of transcription by RNA polymerase II. Lineage: Eukaryota; Metazoa; Arthropoda; Insecta; Hemiptera; Adelgidae. The coding region runs from base 281 to 5578 and encodes 1765 amino acids. The record is from RefSeq and is a predicted model, not a curated record. The transcript has 21 exons.
CGUUUUUUUUUUUUUUUUUUUUUCUAAUAAAUCGAGUAGCACAACGUUACAAUAUUGGCAUGUCCGCAGUGCGAUCGUUUGUAAUUAAAUAAUUUUUUUUUCCUCAGUGUUUUUGGUGCGCACAAUCGCGUAGUGCGUGGUCGUAAUAAAAAUGAUGCAGAUGCGCGUGUUGGAAAUUGGUUUGCCGUUGUUGAUAUCGGAUUUCCAACAUCGAAAACAUGCAGAUUUGACGCUAUAGUAAAAAUGGCAAACCAAGAGCUUUGGUCCAGUUAAAACUGUUAUGGAAGCUGUACAACAAACAGUCAUACAUCUGGACCGUCCUGCCAUGCCUUCACAAGCUCAAAUGGCCUAUCCUCAAAGAAAUCCACAAAUUCAUGGAAGAAAUGUCAACCAUGGUGUCGUUCAAGUAUCAGGUGAAAAUAGUCCGUACAAGACAUCUUCGGCCGGUACUGGUCCAGUGCACAAUAAUUUUGUAGGUUACCCAGCUAAUAUACGAUAUGUUUCACAACCUGUUUACAUGUCGGCCACAACAACAGCAUCAAAUGCCUACAGAGAUGCUCCAUAUCAUUCUAGAGCCUUAAAUAUAUCUGAUAGAGGUGUAGCACUAGGUGUCCCGUUUGAACUAGCUAGAAGUGAUAUGAUGCCUCCUGUUGCCAGACAAAACCGUAUAUCAUUGUUGUCGGCAACAAGUGAUUACUAUCAACGGAGUCGUAUGCAAUUAGAACAUUAUCGAGAUGAGUCGUUAAAUCAUAAUUCACACAAUACGGUUUCUAUGAAUUUCAUGAGAGAAAGACCAGAUCAUGGCCCUCCACCACCUUUGAAGAAACCAAAGUUACUUCAUCCAAUAUCACCUCAACCGCCUCUCAAAAUAGAUAUUUCUGAUCCUCCUUCUACGAGUGCAUACAAUCCUCAAGUAGAAGCAAUUUCUCCUACUGUCGAUGAACCAAUGCCAGAGUACAAGAAACUCAGUGAUAUUGCUCCAAAGUUAAAUAAAAUUGAAAGUGAUAUAAGUACCAUUACCCAAGAAAUUGAAGAUUUAAUUAAGUUAAAAGAAAAUUAUGAACAAAAAGAAUUAAAUUCAGAAGUAACUAAAAUUGAACCUAAAGAGGAGGCAGAUAAAGAAUGCGAGGAGGAAGAUCCAAUGAAACAUUUAACACCCGUUCAAAAAAUUUAUGCUUCAAACAGAAAAAAGGCAUAUGAAUCUCGAACUAGUUUAGAAAAGUUUGCUAACAAAACUGAUCUUCCUUUAUAUAAUCAACCAUCGGAUGCAGAUGUUUAUCAUGAAAAUCGUAGAAAGUAUGCUGUAUUCAAAUCACGGUUAUUAGAACAUUUGCGGAAAAAGAAAAUGGAGCAACAACAAACGAAAACUGAGAUAACUGAAACUUAUUCCAAAUUAUAUAAAGAAUGGAUACGCAGGGUCGAGAAAGUAGAAAGCUCUCAAAAAAGAAAAGCAAAGGAAGCUAAACACCGAGAACUAUUUGAAAAAGUUUUCCCAGAGUUGAGAAAGCAACGAGAAGAUAAGGAAAGAUUUAACAGGGUUGGUGCUCGUAUAAAAAGUGAAGCUGAUUUAGAAGAAAUUAUGGAUGGAUUACAAGAACAAGAGAUGGAAGACAAAAAGAUGAGAUCGUAUGCUGUUAUACCUCCAUUAAUGUUGGACCCUCAUGAACGUCAUUUAACAUACUUGAAUAACAACGGACUUGUGUUGGACUAUAAAACUGAGUACAAUGAAACAAAAUAUAUCAAUAUUUGGACUCAGCAAGAAAAAGAUGUGUUCAAAGAUCGUUUUAUUGCUCAUCCUAAGAAUUUUGGUGCGAUUGCAUCAUACUUGGAUAAAAAAUGCCCAGCCGAUUGUGUUAAAUAUUAUUAUCUUAGCAAGCCCAAAGAAGAGUACAAAAGACUUUUGCGCAAAGCUAAGUGGCAAGCACGACGCCGUACUGCUCAAAAUCGGACGCCGGCUAGUAGCUCCUUAAAUUCGUUGGACAUAUUAAAUUCAACGUCUAUCGGUGUCACUACACGGCUUCAAAGAGAACGUCAAGGUAGUGAAGCUGCAUCAUCAAGUAUAGCUCAUGUGUCCGUAGCUCACAAUCCUUUACCUGAUAAUGAAGAAACUCCAGCUCCUACUGAAACACCGAAUACUAUUGAACAAGAUAUGAAUGAUGUAACAGAGUGUCAAACAGGAAACCUGCCAACUAACAAAAGUGAAACAAAUGAAUGUGUGUCCAAUUUGGUUAAGUCGCCUGUGCCUUCACAUACUAGUGAAAUGAAAUCAGAAUCAAAAAAGAAAGAAAGACGAAAAGAUGACAAACAAAAAGGAGAAAAUACAAGUACAACGGACGAAGAAUUAAUGGAUUCUCGACAUGAAGGUGGGACAAAAGGAGAUGUUCCUAAAGGGAUUUGUGCUGUUUGUAAAGCAGAAAAUGUAGCUUGUCCCAGAACUCUGAAUCCAUCCGAUGCUGCUCAAUACGGUGUUAAGCCCGAAGAUAUCAAACCGGGUGCUCGAGUUUGCAAUACAUGUCGUUGCAAGGUGGUCAGGUCUCAGAAUCGACGUGUCAUCUAUUGUCCUUUGCCGUCUUGUCCAACCGUUCAAUCUAAUAGUAGGCGACCCGUGAAAAGGUUACGUCCAUUACCCGCAAAGUGGACUACCGCUCAAGAUAUUAUUGCUUCCGAGUUUCAAAUAAGUCCAACAACGACUAAGUGUUGCUCGGCUUGUUUUAAUCGCAUACAAAGACGUUUAAUGGCUCUUGGAGUUGUAGGAACAACGAACAACAUGAGUACAGAUAGUUUGGACGGAUGGACCGACGAAGAAACCAACGCGUUAAAAAAAGGAAUUCGUGAACACGGCACACGUUGGAGCGAAAUCAGCAAAUUGGUCGGGCCGAACAAAAGCCAUUACCAGUGUAAAGAGUUUUAUUUUAGUUUCAGAAAGAAAUUGGGAUUAGACCUCUUAGUCCAAGAGUACAAAAAGACGAAUGGAAGUGAACAGAAACCAGCCUUAACCGACGAAGAGGAAUCAGGUUCGAGCACUUCAAGCUGUGAUGAGACCAAUCUUGUAUUGUGUGACAGUGACACUCAAAGUGCACCGUCGCCAACAAACACUUUACCUCGAUCAUCUCCCUCAAGAGAAACUAUUAGUCCUUCUCAAGCAAAAUUGACUAUCGUUAAGGAAUCGAGAGUUGACAGUGAGGGAACUAGUCGUUCAGUCGUUAUUAAAGAAGAUUAUGACAGUUCAGCAACGGAGACUGCUGACGAAGGCACUGGUGGUACAGCUGAAAAUGAAUCCAACGUUAUGCAACAUUCCAUUAACGAAUCCGAUAAAAAAGAUAAAAACUUGACUGAUUUAAGUGUAUCUGAUAUACUAUGUGAUGUGAUUGAAAAGCAGUUCACUAAAGAACAUGUGUCUAAUCGUGAAAAAGAAAAUGGAUCAAUGCCCACUAUAUCUUCAAUUCUUUUAGACCCAGAAUAUCCGAUUAAAGAUCGUAUAUCUGGGUCUAACAACGAGAUGAAGCAGUCGAUGGCGACUAUAUCGGUUGUUCCACCUAGAGAACAUCAUCAUAAUAAAGACGGCUUGGUUGUUGUGCAAGUUCAGUCUUCAAAAGUUUCAGACGUCAGAGUAUCUGAAGGUGUAACUCUCGAUUUAAGUAUCAAACGCCCAAGAGAAGGAGAUGCCUAUGCAGACCCGCCUCCAAUCAAACACGCACAGCCUCCACCACCACCUGGCGCCAUGUACCGACCGCCGCCAACACAAAUACACGAAACUAGUUCAUUUUAUUCUCCACAGUUUGCAGAAUUGGGACGAUGUGGUAAACAAGGUGAGAUAUAUUGGACAAAGUUGUCGCCGGCCAAUAACCAUGUUAUGGUUCAUCCGUCUCAAUCUAUUCCUCAUGUAACUGUCAAACAGACUUCUCAUAUAAAAUUACCUAAUAAGGUAACAUCACCUCAGUUGACUGUUGCAAAUGUAGUAUCAUCAAAGUUGUCUCCAAAUAUGUUAAACAAUUCAAAAGCAACAGGCUCCAUAAUGCAUGGUACUCCCGUUUCUGCCGCUACUCUAUACAUGCCUUCUCAGUCAAAUCGUUAUUCUCAGCCGUCGCAAGCGUCGGGAGGUUCUAUUACUCAGGGAACUCCAGUUCAUCAACGCAUGUUACACAACAGCCAAAACAUCAAUCCGGAUUAUUAUCAAAAACGUAAUCCACAACCUCAAUACCAAUCCAGACAGCCCCAUUUCAGUGAACAAAGACAAAUUAUCAUGAAUGACUAUAUAACAUCUCAGCAAAUGCAUUCUAAUGUUGCCGCCCAAUUCCCACGAGCCCAAAAACCUCCUCCCGUUACCAGUCCCAUGUAUUAUCAACCAACUCGUCAAGGUGUCAUACAGCGUCAUAACACUGCCCCUAAAGUCACUUCUCCGCAAAGUUACCCACCAGGACAUGAAGCGUUAGGAUCUCUGGUGGAUGUGGCAAUAAGACAACCGAGUUUACCCGUGCCCUUGACUCAUCCAGAUGAUCGGCACAGAGAACAAGAACGGUUUGUGAGAGGAUCUCCGGUGCCAAAAAUAUACAGGGAGCAACAAAGACAGGAGCUAAUACAGAGAGAACGGGAAAUGGUUGUCCAAAGAGAGCGCGAAAUGCAAGCAGUAGCUCAAAUCAGAGAACAACAGCAAAGAGAACAGUACAUGAGGGAUAAACAAAUGAUGCAGCAUAGACUUACGCCAGAGCAGCAUUCAAGAAUGGUUGUUUCAUUUCAACAGCAGCAGCGGCAACAAGAACAGUCCAGAGGGAUGCAAAUACCAUCAACAGCGUCGUCGUUUCAACAGUCCAGAUCUAACACCCCCGUAUCUAGGCAUCAAGAACCACCAUCAAACAUGCAGAGUAGGGAUAGUGGUGCUGGUGGUAGACUUUCAAGACAAGGUAUGGAACAUGCGUUGACUGCAGCUAAUUUAAUUGAUGCUAUUAUUACUCAUCAAAUUAAUCAGAGUAACGACGGAAGUGGCCAUCCCCCUAAUUCUACACCGGCGACUAGUCAAGUACACGUUCAACAACAGCGAGCUGGCGAUAAACUAUUUCAAGCAUUCCCAGAGGCUAAUGAAAAGCCUGCGGUAAAACCUCGAGGUAGUCCAGAUAUUGUUGGCCGACCCGGUGAACAACUAUAUUCUGCAGAACAUUCUUUCAAAGAAUACCCAGGGUCUUAUAUGGUGGCCGCCACGGCGUACGAACCACAUACUUGGAAGUUACGACGUGCUCUUCAGCAAAAAGAAUGUGAACAACAGAUGAAGGACGAUAACAACAGGGUGCGCUUUUAUCCGACUCAAGCGGACAUACCGUUAUCGCCUCUAGAUUAUGUAAAAAACAGAAUAGUCGAAGUCAUGCGAACUUCCGACGACGACAACAAAACCGAACAGGCGUACACUUAUCCAUUCUCGACCGCUAUCAAUAUGUCAACGUCGGCCGUACAGAAAAACAAUGAAACGUCGGACACCAAUAUCGGCGGUAGUGGCGGCAGCGGAGGCGGGGGCGGUGGCAGCGGUGGUGGAAAUGGUGCUCCUACAUUAACUGCCCAGUAUGAACCAAUGUCUGACGAGGACUAACACUUCUGUAACACAGGGUAUGAAUAUGUGUUGAUAAGAUUUUUACGUUUAAAAAUCUAGUCGUUUCUUUUUUUGUGUAAUAUUUUUUAACAAAAACAAAUAUACUCUUGAAGUGUGUUAAGUAUUUUUUUUAAAUAUACGUUUCAGAAAGAGGAACCGCAUCUUAAUCGCGACCGAAAUAAAAACAAGAGAUCUGUACUUUUGAUAUGUUCAGGAUUUUGUUUUCACAUUUGGUUCUGUUCUGUUCUUGUUUUAAUUUUGACUAGUGAAAGUUGUUUAAAUUUAAAAUUUUCCAUUGAUACUUUAAAAAAAAAAAACUAUUUAAUUCUGGAAAACUAAACAUCGAUUGGUUGACACAAAUAAGCUCAUUAUUAUUUUAACUCAUUCAAAUUAUCACGCGGUUCAAUAUUUAAAAAAGUAAUUUCUUUUACUUUGUAUUCUUAUUAAAAUAUAUAUACUUAUAUAAUAAAUGGAAUCUAAUAGUGUAAUUGUUCUGAAAAUAAAAUGUUUUUACAGCAACCGUAAAUGUUUAAGUAGAAACAUUUAAUAUACCUAUUAAAUAUUUAAAACACAUUUAGAUGUAAAUCUUAAACUGCCACGUUUUUUAAAUUUUGGUCGGAUAAAUUUAUAUUUUUGUUAAUGUAAAAUGCAUUCUUCAACAUAAUCAUGGGAUUCCAUAAUUCUCAUCAAAUUCGCAAAAGAAGUGUCUAGACUAUUAUAGAUGUAUUUUGAGAAGUACAAAAAUAAUUAAAAUUGCUAACUAUGUGACUUUUUUUUAUUAAAUUUUUACAUUUGAACUUUUAAGAUAUUAUCUAUAAACAAUAAUUUUAAAAUGUAAUUUGAAAGUCAAUUUGAUAACAAUUUGUCGUUUUAAGUAAAUAUUUUUAUUUUAUUGAUUUAAGUUAUUUCUUGGUAAAAAAAAAAAAUAUUCAAUUUUUGUUGCAUAUUUUUUUUGUAUUAUGUUAUAGUUAUCGUGUCAACCAAUUGGUUUUAUUUUAUUAUUAAGAUAAACAUAUUUUACCUUUUUUAACAGUAAAAAUAAAAAAAAAAAACAAUUUACUAAUUGUAGUAUUUAUUUUGUUAAACAGUCUUAUGUUUGAUGUGUAUAUUAAAAAUGUAUUACGAUUAUAAUUGUGUAAAUUGUUUCAUAUAUUUUAAUAAUAUUUAAGAAUAUAUAAAAUGUAUAAUAUUCCCUCCAAUUUUUAUUCGUCUGUUUUUUUUCUUUAGGCAUACAAAUGUAAAUAUUAGAGUAUUAGCAUAUAUUACUUUUGUAAUCAUUUUAUUUAUUUUUUAUUAUAUAUAUAUAUUUUUUUUUUAAUGUUGAACAUUUGUAAUUAAUGGUAAUUGUGUGUAUAUACAUAUAAAUUGCAAUAUUUUUAGUCUUGAAUUAACAAUAUUUGUAUCUUUGUAAAUUUAGUACGACAUAAGUUGGAGGAUAUAAAAUUAAAAAAUACCUAACAGUUGUGAUAAAUAUUUGAUAUUGACCUAAUAUUUUAGGUAUUUGUUAUCCGAAUGAAUAAUAAAUGUGAUGAUACCAAUCAUAUUUUUUA